Messenger RNA from Aspergillus lentulus, 1227 nucleotides. RefSeq names its product phosphatidylinositol-specific phospholipase C/glycerophosphodiester phosphodiesterase family protein. Gene Ontology annotation, molecular function: phosphoric diester hydrolase activity. NCBI's taxonomy places the organism in Eukaryota, Fungi, Ascomycota, Eurotiomycetes, Eurotiales, Aspergillaceae. The record is from RefSeq and is a predicted model, not a curated record. Gene Ontology annotation, biological process: lipid metabolic process.
AUGACUGGUCUACCUUUAUUCUCGCGCCUCUCCUCGCGCCGCUCAGAUUCGCUCAGUGACACAACCCUAACAGAACGACGGCUUUCUGAUCUUUCGAACAAGUCUCUACAUACUUACAAUGAGUCCAACCAGAAAGCUCCUCGCCGGUGGGUUACAAGCUUCAAAUCAAAACUGGACCAUACAAUCGUGGGCAAGAAGAAAGCCCGCAGAAAUCGUGUUCUUGUUGUCGUUGCGCUUAUCAUUGCAUUGGGUGGUGUUGCAGUACUGGUGUGGUUCUCACUUGUCCUCACCUUGAUCGACCGACUCACACCUACUGGCCCAUCGAACGGACUACAGAGAAUCGUCGAGACAUGGAAAGGCCCGGCAGACUCCGUCGCCGCACUAUCUCCCUGGCCGAAAGACUUCAGUCAAGGCAUUACACCGGUCCAAUGCCACUCUCACAAUGACUAUUGGCGCUCAGUGCCUCUAUACGAGGCCAUCGCAGCAGGAUGCACGGGCGUGGAGGCAGACAUUUGGCUCCAGGGCGGCGAUCUGCUCGUUGGCCAUGGGAAGCGCUCUCUGUCCCCUGAUCGUUCAUUAAAGAGUCUCUAUAUCAACCCGUUGACAACAAUUCUAUCGAACCUAAAUACGAAUUCGUCAACCAAUACUUCAGUAGGCGUAUUCGACGUCGACACAACAACCAGCCUUACUCUCCUGAUCGAUAUCAAAUCGGACGGAAAUGCCACUUGGCCUGUCCUCCUCAAUCAGUUGAGUCCUCUACGCUCUGCGGGAUGGCUAUCCCACUGGAACGGGACGAGCAAAACCCUUGUCCGUGGGCCUGUCACCGUGGUGGGAACAGGAAAUACUAUGUUUGAGUUGGUAGUCGCAGAGGAAGAUCGCUAUGUCUUCUUCGACGCCCCGCUAAACGACCUUGCGCAGAACUCCACCUACACAUCAGAAAAUAGUUACUACGCGAGUGUCUCGCUGCAAAAGGCCGUUGGGGUUGUAUGGCCCUGGGGCCCGACGGACAACCAGAAACAGAUCAUGCAGAAGAUGAUCAGCGCUGCCUCGGAAAGAGGGUUACUCUCGCGGUUCUGGAGUAUCCCCUCCUGGCCUGUCAGCCUGCGCAUGCGGCUAUGGCGGUUCUUGGUUGAUAGUGGGGUCGGCAUGUUGAAUGUAGACGAUGUGGUCCAGGCGACAAGGUGGAACUGGGACUGGUGUAUUGUGGUGGGGUUAGUGCUGUGUUGA